AUGCUGUAUUCCGAGAAGCCCUACCAGUUGCCUCCCGGUUACAAGGUCGGAAGUCGCCGUGUUUACCACAGCACCGAAAGGGAGCCUAGUCGAAUUUCAGGGACUGUUCUCACAAAAUUCGACCACUUCCUUAUAGCAGUGCUACUUCUGGCUUCAGUGCUAGUUAGACUAUAUAAGCUACCAUUUCCUACGAGGGUGGUCUUCGACGAAGUUCAUUUUGGAGGCUUUGCUAAGGAUUAUUUUGCGGGCGAAUUCUUUUUAGAUGUCCAUCCACCGCUCGUCAAGCUCAUCUACUAUUGGAUCGCUGUUCUUUUCGGCUGGAAUGGCCAGUUCACGUUUGAAGAAAUUGGAAACUUAUAUGAUAAAGAUGUCCCAUAUGUUAUCAUGAGGUUAUUUCCGGCCUUGUGUGGCAUUUUCACUGUCGUAUUGACGUUUUUGACACUUCGCUUGACCAAUUGCAGAUCUUUUGUGGCCCUUUUUGGAGCGUUUUUGGUUCUUAUCGAGAAUUCUCUUGUAACACAGUCCAGAUUCAUCUUGCUUGACAGUCCGCUUUUGUUUUUUAUGUCUAUUUCGAUCUACGGACUCAUGAAGCAAAGAGUGUGCCAGCCAUUCACUAAGCAAUGGUUCAAAAGCUUGCUAUUAGCAGGUAUGGGUCUUGGAAUGACAGUUUCCACAAAACUCACAGGACUUUACACUAUCGCCUGGGUGGGCUUAUUGACGAUUGUUGAACUCUGGGAUUACUUGGGCGACUUAAACGUAACAAUGAGACAAUGGUAUACCCAUUUUGCAGCUCGGUUUGUAGCCCUUGUGUGCGUUCCUGUGACUAUCUACCUUUCUGUAUUCUACCUUCAUUUCCUCAGCUUGCCAUUCAACGGCAGUGGCUCCGGAGCCAUGAGCCCAAUCUUCAAAUCAACAUUGCUUGAUUCGGAUUUCCUUACCAACGAACCAGUGGAAGUAUCCUACGGAAGCACGGUGACUAUAAAACACAACAACUUGGAAGAAUACCUUCAUUCACACGAUCACAAUUAUCCUGGAGGGAGCCAGGAACAACAGGUUUCUCUCUAUGGGUUCAGUCCUGAUGAAAAUAACGAGUGGAUCAUCGAAACGAAGAACAAGGCAAGAGAAGGACAAUUGCAAAAGAAUUUCAAAGCAGUUCUUGAUGGCGAUACUAUCCGAUUAUUCCACAAACAAACAGGAAAAUAUUUACAUGUAAACGAUAUCAGACCUCCGAUUUCUGAGCACGACUACUCCAAUGAAGUGUCUUGUAGUGGUUCUAGAGAACUUCUUGGUGACAUCAACUACGAGUUCAAGGUCCGGAUCAUGAACAAGAAGCCCCAUUCACAGAACAAUUUGCCUAUGAUCAAGUUAAGAGCUACGGAAUCGAUUUUCCAAUUAGUUCACCAUGGAACCAAGUGUGUGAUGAUGAGCCAUCUGGACAAACUUCCCAAUUGGGGCUUUGAACAGAACGAAGUUUUGUGUGUUGAUGAGCCUACAAUUCCUAACACUUUGUGGUACAUUGAAGAGAACUCACAUCCUGUUCUCGACAACAGCACCGUUCACCCAAGAGUACAUUUCACCCCAUUUGGAUUUUUCAGCAAGCUCUGGGAGUAUCUGAAAGCGAUGGUCAGAAUCAACAGCACAUUUAAGUCGGAACAUGUGUAUUCUUCUCGUCCUGAGUCUUGGCCCUUUGUCAUGAGAGGAAUCAGCUUUUACAGCAACGAGAAUGAGAAUAAGUUAACAGACGAACAAGGUAGCCAUGUAUAUUUGUUGGGCAACAUGGCCAUCUACUGGAUCGGAUUCUUUAUCAUCACAUUAGGAAUGGCAAAGCUCUUUUUCUACUACUUGAAGCAUUUAAACCCAUUCGUCAUAACCGGAGAAACACUCAGUUCUAGUGUGUUUUACCAGUUUUGCUUUGAGUUUAUCCUCGGAUGGCUCCUACACUACUUCCCAGCAUUCUACAUGAAGAGACAACUCUUUAUGCAUCAUUAUCUUCCAGCACUUUACUUUUCGAUUCUUUUGAUUGCACAGUUUAUAGAAUACCAGAUUUCGAAGAGACGCUUAACUGGAUACUUACUCAUGGUUGCAACAGCUGCAAUGGCAGGUUACUGCUUUUGGGCAUUUGUACCAAUCAUAUACGGCACUGAUUGGACACGAGCUCAGUGCAACCACGCAAAAUGGUUUUCGUCCUGGGACUUUGAUUGCAUGACAUAUACUAAAUAG
This is a messenger RNA of Scheffersomyces stipitis CBS 6054, 2220 nucleotides long. It is a transcript of the gene PMT5, whose product is annotated as putative dolichyl-phosphate-mannose--protein mannosyltransferase. The transcript has a single exon. Gene Ontology annotation, cellular component: membrane; endoplasmic reticulum. Bases 1 to 2220 code for a protein of 739 amino acids. NCBI's taxonomy places the organism in Eukaryota, Fungi, Ascomycota, Pichiomycetes, Serinales, Debaryomycetaceae. Gene Ontology annotation, molecular function: dolichyl-phosphate-mannose-protein mannosyltransferase activity. Gene Ontology annotation, biological process: protein O-linked glycosylation via mannose. The record is from RefSeq and is a predicted model, not a curated record.